Molecule: messenger RNA, 866 nt
Organism: Rana temporaria (common frog)
Lineage: Eukaryota; Metazoa; Chordata; Amphibia; Anura; Ranidae
Gene: MRPL58
Product: mitochondrial ribosomal protein L58
Exons: 6
Coding region: 10-672 (220 amino acids)
Biological process (GO): mitochondrial translational termination
Cellular component (GO): mitochondrial large ribosomal subunit
Molecular function (GO): translation release factor activity
Source: RefSeq, a predicted model, not a curated record
UGGAGUGCCAUGACUUCUAGAAGCGGAACUAUAUCGCCUGAGCUCCAGUUGACAGGCGGACGGUAUUCAGCGCUGCGCACUGUGAAGAGCAGGAAGGGCACGGAGGCCAAUAUGGCGCUGACCGGUGUGUUGCCGAGGCUCGGCCUGUUUCGGGUCACCGGGGUUCGGUAUUGCUCCGGUUUUCGGAGUGCUUACAGCUUAGAUAAACUGUACCCGGACAGCACAAGGCGGACGGCUGAGGAAAACACUAAGGAUUACAGAGACAUACCUGUUGAUCGGUUGACCAUCUCCUAUAGUAAGAGCGGCGGGCCUGGAGGACAGAAUGUUAACAAAGUUAACACAAAGGCUGAAGUGCGUUUCCAGUUAUCCUCCGCUGAAUGGAUUCCUGAAGAUGUUAGGCAGAAAAUCUCAGUGCAGAACAAAAACAGGAUCAACCGAAAUGGGGAGCUAAUCGUAGUUUCAGAAAUUAGUCGUUACCAGAUGCGCAACUUGGCAGACUGUCUGGAUAAAAUUCGCAUUAUGAUUUCACAAGCCGACCAAAAGCCGAAAGUGGAGACAAAAGAAGAUAUUGAGCUUCGAAAAAACAGACUUGAAAAAAUGAACCGUGAAAGGCUACGACAAAAGAAGCUUAAUUCUUCUAUAAAACAGAGUAGAAGUGUUAGCAUGGAGUGAUGCCAAGCAUUCAGUAGUGGACUUUGUAUUGCAGCGAAAAGGCUUGAGAUGAAGUCUUGGAUUAUGAAGAAGCCUGCCACUGAGUUAUAUGUAAAGAUUUCUGAAGAGUAAAAUGUAAUGUGCUCAAUAAAUUGUGUGAGAUUGCAGCAUUUUAUACAUAAUGCAAAAUAUUUAAUAAACGUCUGUACAGAUUU